Molecule: messenger RNA, 2034 nt
Organism: Doryrhamphus excisus (bluestripe pipefish)
Lineage: Eukaryota; Metazoa; Chordata; Actinopteri; Syngnathiformes; Syngnathidae
Source: RefSeq, a predicted model, not a curated record
ACAUCGGGGAACAGAAGCAGGAUUGAUGCUGAACUGAGAAUUGUGCAACAGCCUGGUGUUUUUUGCUGUCGGGUACAAAGUCAACAUAGUCUCCAGAAGAGCCAAGGCCCAAGAAGGGAGCAGAACAACCAUGGAACUGGCGCUGCCAUCAAAGCCUUCGUGUGUGGCUCUCUCAGUGGAACCUGCUCCACGCUCCUCUUCCAGCCGCUAGACCUGGUCAAGACACGGCUGCAAACCUUGCAGAGCACGGUGCAGCCAGGCUCGGGCCGCAUCGGGAUGGUGACGGUGCUCCUGAAUGUGGUACGGACAGAGAGGCUGCUGGGACUGUGGAAAGGCGCUUCCCCGUCCUUCAUGAGGACCAUCCCGGGUGUGGGCCUCUACUUCAGUACCUACCACUCCUUUAAGCAGCACGUCUUCCAGGAGAAGAGCCCGGGAGCGUUGGGGGCCGCGCUGCUGGGAGGCGGAGCCAGGGCGGUGGCGGGGGUCGUCAUGCUGCCCGUUACCGUCAUCAAGGCCCGAUAUGAGUGCGGCAGGUACGGCUAUCGCAGCGUAACCCAGGCCCUACGCCGCGUGUGUCGCACGGAAGGUCCCACGGCGCUGUACUCUGGCAUGAUGGCCACUCUGCUCCGAGACGUUCCUUUCUCUGGAAUCUACGUCAUGUUCUACGGCCAGCUGAAGACCUCUUGGCCAAGGGAGAUCAGCGUGUCCGCUCCCCUGGCGAACUUCUGCUGCGGGACGCUGGCGGGCGUGUUGGCCUCGCUCAUCACUCAGCCCGCCGACGUGGUCAAAACACUGGUCCAGGUCAACCCUCAGCUGAGGACGGCUGACGCUGUCCGAUACAUCUACGUGGAACACGGCCUGAAGGGUUUCCUACGAGGGGCGGUGCCACGCUGUCUGAGGAGGACACUGAUAGCCGCCAUGGCGUGGACCAUCUAUGAGCAAAUGAUGCUGUAUGUCGGACUGAAGUCUUGACGAGAAAGCCGAGGAGAAGAUAUGAGAAGAACUAAGGUCAAAUGACCUCAAUGGAGGUCAAAUGUGACGGCGACGUGUCCUGUGGAGCCAUCAGAGACGCAUGGAAGAGACGCAGACGAGCAGGAAGGCGAGGCGGUGUACGGGUCGUCUACGUGGCACAGUGGCGGACGCUGUACUCCAUCAGAUGAACGGCACUUUUUACUGAGCUUUUAGCUGGCACACGUGGGGGUUGAUGACCAUGGCAGUACUUCCAUGUCAUCAUGGUCCAUCAACAUGGAGGCCUUCAAACAAUGUUUAUGGCCAACCACGCAUGUAUUUCUCUGUUUUAGGACUAGAAAGCAAAUCUUCAACGUUGAAAGCGAGGCGUGCUUCUUACCCCGCUCCUAAAUUCUGUCAAUCAUUCAACAGAAGGCGUUGCCUCCACCUUUGAGACCUGAAUCCCGACCCCUCAUAUGCUGCUGUGCGGUUAUGACGGUUAUGUCAUUCUGGACCUGAGAUCACCAUGACAGUCUUAGUCUUAAUGUCGUCCUAUUAAUCAACACACAAGCCAAAAUACCCUGCUACGUAUGAACCAUCUAACGCGUCAACUUAUGUUUACCUUCUCAUCAAACGAGCCAAGCAAGACUACCCCAAUCCUGGUGAGGUAUUGAAUUCUAGCCAGCCAAAAGGUUGCAUCAGCUGCUGACAGAUAAGCAGCAGGGGGGCUGACGUCAUCAAACAGGACACUUGGACUCUGGCUAGUCCUGAUAUUGCAGUCUGGUUCAAAUGUGCCCUGGUCAUUGAGCCAGGUAGAGCCUGUGGCUUUUACUAAUAUUUGAACAUAACUUCUUUGAAAUGUCAUUUCCUGGGUACACGACUUCCCUGGCAGUGACCCCACUCCACCCACGGGUGUCGUGUACAUUUUAAGGUCACGUUGACUGGAACCCUUUAUCUUCAGCAAAUAAACUUGCGCCACGGGUCAGUGGACGUGUCAGCAUUGUCUUAAUAUGGUCUUUCCAUCGUGUCUGUCUUAUUAUGGGAUGCCUAUCCGACGUCAGAGCAGCGUGGUUAGUAAAUGUCGCC